Molecule: messenger RNA, 598 nt
Organism: Colias croceus (clouded yellow)
Lineage: Eukaryota; Metazoa; Arthropoda; Insecta; Lepidoptera; Pieridae
Exons: 4
Coding region: 139-582 (147 amino acids)
Biological process (GO): sleep; regulation of synaptic transmission, cholinergic; positive regulation of voltage-gated potassium channel activity
Source: RefSeq, a predicted model, not a curated record
CUACUGACUACUUAAAAUAGGUACCUACUGGGCCAUAUACAUCGAAAACAUUGUUAUCAAAACUGUGAAUUUUUAUAAAGUUUUAGAUUAACUACACAAUGGCGUUUUAUGAGGAUAUCAUAGAAACCGAAGAUUGAGAUGUCGUUGAUAAAGGAAUCAUUCUGUGCGUUGGUGUUCCUCUCUUUAGUAUAUGAGUCCACAAGCAUACGUUGUUACGACUGCAAUAGCGCAAACAAUUCCGCCUGUCUCGACGUUAAGAAGUACGAGAGCGGGGAACAUCCCUACAUCGUGCCAAUCAUCGACUGCGAGAUGUCCAUCCCUAAUUCCAACCAGAUGCAGUUCUUCUGCAGGAAAAUUGUGCAAACCAUCUUCCAUUCCCACCGUGACUCCGAAGUCCGUGUGACCCGUAGCUGCGGCUGGAGGCUUCACGAGAAGGACUGCUAUAAGGACGACAAUAGCGACCAUCUUGGAACCGUCUGCCAAUGCUUCCAUGACAUGUGCAAUAGUAGCGAAGCUGUUGAUCCUACUGGCAUAUCUGUUCUGUUCUUGUGCCUUUCUGCCAUUUUGUAUUUCUGGCGCUAAUAAAUAGUUUUUAAUA